Messenger RNA from Bicyclus anynana (squinting bush brown), 2851 nucleotides. RefSeq names its product striatin-3 (gene Cka). The coding region runs from base 234 to 2261 and encodes 675 amino acids. The record is from RefSeq and is a predicted model, not a curated record. NCBI's taxonomy places the organism in Eukaryota, Metazoa, Arthropoda, Insecta, Lepidoptera, Nymphalidae. Gene Ontology annotation, molecular function: protein binding. The transcript is spliced from 9 exons.
AAAAAAAGUAAAAAGCAAUGUUCAGCCGACGGACGUCGUUUCGACUUUUGUAUUCCAUCAUGCAAUAAUUUUUUCAUACAUGAAUACCUCGUAUAAAAGUGUUUUAAAUGGUGUCGCGGUCGUGAAACCUAGUUAGAUUUUAGUUAAAAAUGAUAUUUUAGUGUUUGAUUUUCUACAGUUCAUGUUAUAGUUCUUGAUAGGUCUGUGACAAGUACGGUAAUGGUGGCCAUGUCAUGAAAAUCCCCACAGCCAUGGAUGAUAGCUCCGUAUCUCAUCACAACGGAGGGCAAGUGGGAUCUCAGAUAGGAGUUAGUGUAAAUAACAAACAAAAUGAAGAAUCUAGUCAAAGUGUCCAGUAUUCAAUACCGGGCGUUUUGCAUUUUAUUCAACACGAAUGGGCGAGAUUCGAACUGGAGAGAUCACAAUGGGAGGUGGACAGAGCAGAGUUUGAGGCGAGGAUCGCCUUCCUGCAAGGUGAGAGGAAGGGCCAAGAAAAUCUAAAGAAUGAUCUUGUAAGGCGGAUCAAAAUGCUUGAGUAUGCGCUUAAACAAGAAAGAGCCAAGUUCCACAGGCUCAAGUUUGGUGUGGAACUUCAGCAGGGAGAUAUGCGCCCACCGCCUGAUGAACCGCCGCAAGAACCGGAGCCUGCUGAAAGAGCCCAAUGGAAACAAGGGCACCAACUCAUUAAGCAAUAUCUACAGGAAAUAGGUUAUACAGAUACCAUUCUUGAUGUACGUUCAAACAAAGUAAGGACCCUAUUGGGAUUAAAUAAUGAAGAACAAGGGGAGGACCCUAGUUACAGAAACUGUGAUAAACAGCAACAUUAUUCAAUGAACACUGCCUUAAGUCGCAAGAUGUAUGACUAUGGUAAAGAGCAGCGCAAAGCGGGCGUCUCACAAGGGGGUGGCUAUAAUGAGGAGGGUCUCUCUGUGCAAGAGACGGCAGCAGUAUUUGCGAAUUUUGAAUUUCUAGCCAAUCAGGAAAUGGAUAUGGACGAGAUAGAUGACUUAGAUGCCAAACAAAUGCACCACUCUACAGGGAAGCAAGGCGAAGAGGUAGACAAUGACGCGGAGGAAGUAUUAAAUGAGCUGAACCUCCUAACAGAAAGUGAAGCUGAUGGUGGCGGGCAGGGAGAUGAAUAUCCUGCUGUGAAAUUCCCGCACGGCGCUGGCGCGGUGUCGGGCGGCGGCGAGGCGGACGAUAAGCCGCUGGCGCUGGGCGAGCUGGCGCAGCUCACCGUCAGCAACGAGGCCGAGGGCUACGACGUGGCCAGCGCCAGCAAGGAGUCCUUCCGCAAGACGUGGAACGCCAAAUACACUCUGCGCUCGCACUUUGACGGGGUGCGCGCGCUGGCCUUCCACCCGACCGAGGCGGCGCUGGUGACGGCGUCGGAGGACCACACGCUGAAGCUGUGGAACCUGCAGCGCACGGUGCCCGCCAAGAAGUCGGCGGGGCUGGACGUGGAGCCGCUGUACACGUUCCGCGCGCACACGGCGCCCGUGCUGUGCCUCGCCAUGGGCAUGCCGCGCUCCGAGGAGUGUUUCUCCGGCGGGCUGGACGGCACCAUCCGCGUGUGGAACCUGCCGCCGCCCAGCGCCGACCCCUACGACCCGUACGACCCCGCCGUGCAGGGGCCGGUGCUGCGCGAUCACACGGACGCGGUGUGGUCGCUGGCCAGCGCGCACGGGCGCCUGCUGUCGGCGUCGGCGGACGGCACGGCGCGGCUGUGGGCGCCGCGCGCGCCGCGCCCGCUGCUGGCCACGCUGCGCGACGACGUCAACGCCAACGCCGCGCCCGCCGCCGCGGACUUCGCCGACGCCGCCUCGCGCGCCGCCGUCGUCUACCGCGACGGGAACCUGCUGCUCUUCGACCUCGAGACCGGACAGGCCGUGCUGCGCGUGUCGUGCGACAGCCUGGCGCACCGCGUGCGCGCGCACCCCACGCUGCCGCUGCUGGUGACGGCGCACGAGGACCGCCACAUCCGCUUCUGGGACGCGGCGUCGGGCCGCUGCGCGCACGCCAUGGUGGCGCACCUGGACGCCGUGACGGGGCUGGCGCUGGACCCCAACGGGCUGUUCCUGCUGUCGGGCAGCCACGACUGCUCCGUGCGCCUGUGGAACCUCGACACCAAGACGUGCGUGCAGGAGAUCACGGCGCACCGCAAGAAGUUCGACGAGAGCAUCCUGGACGUGGCCUUCCACCCGCUGCGGCCGUACAUCGCCAGCGCGGGCGCCGACGGGCUCGCCAAGGUGUUCGUCUGAGCCGCCCCCACAUGUAUAGACAUUUGAAAUCUAUUAUAAUAUAUUUUUAGAUUUUCAGUAUGUGAAUUUUAGGUUUUUAUCGCAAACUUUUUCACCGAUUUUACGAUACGCAGUGAGAAUUUAUUGUUCGUUUCUUAUUGCAUCUGUAAGCGAGACGUUUGUAAUAAAUAUCAUACGGACAUGGACGAGUUUCCUUGGCGCGGUUGCGUGUCUGUCUGUACAGUUAGAGUUCCGCAGUGUUUGCUAAUAUUUCGCAAAGUACGGACGUGGUUCGAUUAGUUGGUACGUUUUAUUUAAAUAAAUCGGAUCUAUCUAUAUAAUAUAGUUAGUGUACUGUCUUGUUUUGUCACUUGUAUUGAAUAACUAUGCUCUCACGAUAUCUUAUACGAAUGAUGAGCGAGCGAACAAAAAUAUGAAUGAGUAGAAAGUACUAUAUGGGAAGUAACAUAAGUAAUGUUUGUUCAUAACGCAUACUGCGAUGUAGAAUAUAUAUAUAUAUUAUAAAAACAUUACAUAUUCCUUUAUUUUCCUCGAAUUCUUGUACACAUCCAAAAUUGAUAGUAAAAAAACAACGUAACCGAAACUCAUAA